AUCCCAUCAUCAACCAAUUCACAAUCUCACAUAAACUUAGCCACCUCAUCACUCACUCUCUUCUUUCAUUAUUUUUCCUUUCCCCUUUUCACUUAAAAAAAUGGCUUCUGUUGAGGUUGAAUCAGUUCCAGCACCAAUCACAGAGAAUGUUAAAACAGAGCUUGAGGUGAGCCCCGCCGUCUUGGAACCCACGGCAGCGGUGGAAGCGGCUCCACCAGCCGCCGCCGAGCCGGAGCCCGUGGCGGAAAAGCCAGCGGAAGAAACACCACUGCCCAAAGCGGAAGUGGAAGCCGAGCCGGUGGCAGAGGAAGUAGCGGUUGAGACCAAGGAAGUGGUGGAAGCAGAGGAGAAAACAGAGGAGCAGGCGGCCGUCGAGGAAGUCAAGGAAGCAGCCGCGCCGGCGGAGGAAACUCCGGCGGUGGUUGAAGCCAACAGUGAAGAAGUAGAAGAAGAAGCUCCGUCUCCUCCGGCAGCCGAGGAAGCCGCCCCUGCCGCCGUGGAAGAGGUUGAGGAGGAAGCCCCCGCCGCCGGGAGUGAAGUUCCGGCGGAGAAGGCUGAAGAGUGAAAUGGGAUGAUGGAUGGGUGGGGUGUUGGGUUGGGGGCAUUUUGGACUUUUCAUGUCUUAAGGUUGGGUUAAUCGGUUAUUUUUAUUUUACUUUGAUGCUAAGUUUUUUAAUCUUUUUAUUACUACUACCAUGCAUUAGAGUGAAGGAUGAUUUGUAAUGCCUAUCACUCGUUGGAUGGUGCUUUGUUGUGGUUUGACUAUAUUGUCCUUGUUCUUGAUGGAGCUUUGGCAUUCAAUAAAGUUGUCUCUUUUUU
Molecule: messenger RNA, 819 nt
Organism: Cuscuta campestris
Lineage: Eukaryota; Viridiplantae; Streptophyta; Magnoliopsida; Solanales; Convolvulaceae
Source: the annotation of a GenBank genome assembly